GCGCUCUUUGAACAGGUGAGCAGUUGAGCAGCUGGAGAGCCAGAAUUGGAGUCAAAGCGAGCGUCAGAGCCAGGCUAAAAGCCGCGUGGCUAUAGCAACCAAACAGUUCUUGUUGAGCUAAGCGAAAAGUUGCGAGUUUUUGGCUCUCAGUGCCUCAGUCAGCGUCACCAAAGAAGGGUCAAGGUGUUGCUGUUUUACAGCUUAAAGUUUACAAUUUGCGAAUAAGAAAAACUAGCAAAAUGUUCAAGUUGUUGUUAGCCAUACUGCUGGCCACACUUCAGGCCAAACUUGGCUGGGCCAUCUCUUGUGGCGGCUGUGUGGACUUGGACGAGAUCAACUUUGACAAGACAAUUGUGCGGUUUCCCUAUGCGUUGGUUAAGUUCGAUAUUGCAUUUCCCUAUGGGGAAAAGCAUGAGGCAUUUGCGGAAUUUUCCAAGGCGGCGCAUAAGGCAACCGCCGAGCUGCUGGUGGCCACCGUUGGCAUCAAGGACUACGGCGAGCUGGAGAACAAGGCGCUGGGUGAACGCUUCCAGGUGGAUGAAAAACAAUUUCCAGGCAUAUUUCUCUUCAAAGGCAACGUUGACCAAUAUAUACAAUUCCCCGCCCAUCUGGAUGUAACGCUGGAUAAUCUAAAGAGUUUUGUAAGCAGCAAUACUCCACUCUAUAUUGGACGUGAGGGUAAUCUCAAGCAAUUCAACGAUGCAAUCAAGAACUACGCCAACAAGGAGGACAAUCAACAGUUGGCUCUGAUUCAGAAGAUGAUUGCCGAGCAGCAGAAACUAACACAGCCCGAGGAGCAGCAGAAUGCCAAGGUUUAUAUCGUGUAUAUGCGGAAAAUCAAUGAACAUGGCUACGUCUUUGUCGAGGAGGAGACCAAGCGUCUGCUCCGUCUCAAGGCCGGCAAAGUUACGGCCGCCAAGAAGUUGGAGCUGCAACUCAAGCUCAACAUUCUGGAAGUAUUCCGCGUCUCGAAGCUAACUAAAGCUGCCCAGGAGAAGGAGGACAAAGCGGAGCUAUGAGUAAACUAUAUAAUUCCUGUAGAAAAAUCAACCAAACUCCAUAAUUUUAAUCCUAAGAUAGAAAAAAAACAAUUGUACAUUAAACUUAACUGUUACCCGAAAUUU
Messenger RNA from Drosophila innubila, 1124 nucleotides. It is a transcript of the gene wbl, whose product is annotated as protein windbeutel. Lineage: Eukaryota; Metazoa; Arthropoda; Insecta; Diptera; Drosophilidae. The record is from RefSeq and is a predicted model, not a curated record. Gene Ontology annotation, cellular component: endoplasmic reticulum lumen; endoplasmic reticulum. Bases 240 to 1019 code for a protein of 259 amino acids. The transcript has a single exon. Gene Ontology annotation, biological process: protein secretion.